AUCUACAUUACUAGCGCCGUAUAGCUUCCCGCGGUUUGCCUCGUGGAUAUGCACUGUGGGUAAGUGUGGCGUCGAGGAGAGACAGUUUGGGACCGUUUCGGUGAUUUUCGGCUGCAAGAGCGGCGGUAGGAGGGAGGCUGGGGUGAGGAGGGAGUGGACAAUAAUCUUAAAGGAUGAGAUGAGCGAAGAUCCAGUAUGUUUUUUACGAGGCUGAGGGGGUAGGCAUCAGAAACCCGCUCUAGGCCUUGUAACAAUAUUUCUAUAAAGUCUCAUAAGGACCCGUCGAAACAAAAAAAAACCUGUCUCUAAUAUCCACCAAUCUACAAACUAAAUCUUCACUCAUUCCAUUCUUGAAGAUGAUUGUUCCCUCCUUCCUCACCCUCGGCCUCCUUGCCACCGCCGCUGUCGCAGCUGCAGAUCCUCGAACUUGCAACCGCAACGAUGCCAAACUCCCCCUCCUCGACGCCAAAAACUUCAAGCUCACCUACUCCGCCAACACCCACACCACCAAGCUCUCUAAGCACUUCAAGACCGUCUCCAUGACCCAGGUCCUCACAAACGCAAACCGACAACUCGUCAAGAAAGCCCCAAAAACUGGUAACGGCAAACCUGUCGAGAGCUGGGGCUGGAACGACGGCGACGACGACACGAAGAAAUACUAUCCCCAGGGAAUCAGCAGCUCUGGUGACGCUCUCGGGAAUGGGAAGUAUGAAGGCCAUUCCGUCUGGGCCGUGAGCUGGUACCAGAAGGAGGCCGCGGCGAACGAGAAGAAGAAGGCACGGAUCAGCUUUAUUGAUCGCUCAACGCAUAAGUAUCGCCAUGUGUUGCUCGUAGAGCCGAGUGCGGAUGAUGAUUUCAAAGAGGUCUCGGUGCACGCGGGAGGAAUUAUGUGGUAUGGUGAUGCGCUGUAUGUUGUGGAUACGGACAAUGGACUCCGCGUGUUCAACGUGAGUAGUAUGUGGGCUGUCGGCGCUGGGGACAGAGUGGGGAAGGAUCCGAAGACGGGGAAAUACUCUGCCAACAACUACGCAUACGUGCUUCCUCAGAUGUGGAAAUUCGACUGGAAAUCCAAACAACCCGACUCCCCCUUCCGCCACUCCUGGGUCUCUCUCGACCGCAGCACCACCCCUGACAGUCUCAUUAUCGGCGAAUACCAAGAAACCGAUGUCAAGACGCCCAUCCGCGUCAUCCGCUACCCCCUCGACUACACGACCCGCAAGCUCGCUACAACGGCCAAUGUUGCCACCGCGACCUGGGCAUCGUGCAUCAACAUCCUCAAGAUGCAAGGCGGGAUGUCAUGGAAGGGCAAGUUCUAUUUUGCGCGCAGCGCGUCGCCUGCUGCGGAUUUGUGGAGUUGGAUUCCGGGCAACGCGGCGAAGUUGGCCAAAGGCUGGUUUCCGGCUGGGGCGGAGGAUCUCAGUUAUCAUGAGGCGAGGGGAGAGUGGUAUACCCUGACCGAGUAUGCGGGGGAUAGGAGAAUUGUGGCGUAUAAGGGGAUGACGAAAUAGAUCGGAUGGUCCCUGAGAUCUCGGUUUUUUAGGUCGAUGGUGGUGGUUGGGGUUCUCAGUGCGACUUCUGCUGCCACGAACGGUUGACACGGCUCUCCUUGUGGUAGUAUUCACCCUUUACAUAUUCAAUAUUUCAAGCAUUGUACUUUAGAUAUGUAUAAAAAUAAAUUACAAUUAUAACUU
Messenger RNA from Pseudogymnoascus verrucosus, 1691 nucleotides. RefSeq lists its product as uncharacterized. Lineage: Eukaryota; Fungi; Ascomycota; Leotiomycetes; Thelebolales; Thelebolaceae. The transcript has 2 exons. The coding region runs from base 357 to 1508 and encodes 383 amino acids. The record is from RefSeq and is a predicted model, not a curated record.